Rotaria sordida is the source of this 684-nucleotide messenger RNA. Lineage: Eukaryota; Metazoa; Rotifera; Eurotatoria; Philodinida; Philodinidae. The record is from the annotation of a GenBank genome assembly.
AUGAAAGAAGUUCAAAAUAGUUAUGCUACAAAACUUGGGGGUGAUCCAUCUGUAUCGGAUAUGAAUGAAUGGGCCAAAACUGUACCAUCAAAUUCUGUCAUAACUAAAUUUAGCAUAAGAGAAAUAUUUGAUUUAUUAACCAAAUAUCGUUUCCCUAAUGAUUCACAAAUACAGAAUAAAUCAACGUUAAUUGAAAAAUUACUAAAGAAAUAUAUUCAACAACCAUCGUACUGUUAUAUUAAUUGUACAAGUACAUUACAUGGUACAUGUGAAUCGUCAGGCUAUUUUCAAUUUGGUAUAUCUGUUACAUCAAAAAAUAGUUCAAGCAUUGCUGGAACUCUAUGUGGUCUUUAUAAUUUUGGAGGUAAAGAAUUUGUCGAUAUUUUAUGUAAUUAUACGUCAGAUGGUAAAUGUCCUGAUUACUCUAGUUCAGGCUAUUCGCCAGUAUACUCUUUGUCGUAUGUUAAUGGAUUUUUACAAUCGUCAAAUGGCUUCUGUAUGAAAUCGAUUUCAAGUUACCCAGAUUUACCAGGCACAUUACGUGGCAUACAAUGGGCACAAACAACUGAUGAGCCUGCAUGUGAUGGUUAUAAUCGUGGACUCUCUCAUUGUCCAUCUGGAUAUGCAGUUCAAUCAUGGAUGUUAGAGCCAGCUAAACAUUUUCAUUUGUGUGCAAAACUAUAA